CGUACCUCCGACGAAGUAUAUUUACAAUUGUACAUCAUUUUCUGUAAAAUGGUGCGUAUGUGUUGCAUAUGUAAAUUAGAGAAUGGAGCUGUUGAUGAUAUUUCUUUCCAUGGUAUUCCCACAAAUGAAGAAGUAAGAGCCGAAUGGUAUAAAACCAUAGGCCGGGAAGUGAAUAAACAUAGUACUAUAUGCAGCAAACACUUUGAAGAUACAGAUUUUAUUUACAAAGUAGUUGGAAAUAAUGUGAAAAGGUUUUUAAUUUCCACAGCUGUUCCAUCUGUAUUACUUACUCAAUCUAAUAGUGUUCAAAACAAAAAUAUCAAGCUUAAUAAUUCUACAUGCCAUAAUUCAGGAUUGGAAGCCAAUCUAUCAAAUGACUCACACUGGAGUGUUGAUGAUGAAGAAGAUGAAGAAAAUAGUACAAAAAGAAAGACAGACGAUGAGCUCUCAGCUUCAACAAGCACCAAGCGCCAGUGCAAUGCACGCUGUAUCAGAGAUUUGUGUAGAGAAGAUUUUACUUCUGAUUUAAGUUAUAAUAUUGUUCAAAAUUUUGUGACGAAAGCCAGACAAAAGCAGAAAGUUUUAAACGAAACAGUUAACAGGCUGAAUCUAAAAGUGGAAAGCUAUCAGUUGUUAUUAGAUCACUUCAAAAAGAAAAGUGUAAAAUCUGUUCAACUGAACACAGACACGGAUAAUGCAUCUUCUAAACAACGGCAAUCACUUAUUAAUAUUGAACUUGACCACGAUUACCUUGGAUGUAAGCCAUGAAAUUGUCAUAUACAGGGUGAUUGUACCACUGAAGGAGUUGAAAGGCAAGCCGCCUACUUUGUCGCUUAAGUGCUACGACCAUAAACGUGUUAUUGGUACUUUUCUC
Dufourea novaeangliae is the source of this 874-nucleotide messenger RNA. RefSeq names its product THAP domain-containing protein 2-like. Gene Ontology annotation, molecular function: sequence-specific DNA binding. NCBI's taxonomy places the organism in Eukaryota, Metazoa, Arthropoda, Insecta, Hymenoptera, Halictidae. The coding region runs from base 49 to 768 and encodes 239 amino acids. The record is from RefSeq and is a predicted model, not a curated record. The transcript has 5 exons.